Molecule: messenger RNA, 765 nt
Organism: Saprolegnia parasitica CBS 223.65
Lineage: Eukaryota; Oomycota; Saprolegniomycetes; Saprolegniales; Saprolegniaceae
Exons: 1
Coding region: 1-765 (254 amino acids)
Source: RefSeq, a predicted model, not a curated record
AUGAGCUCGGACGCACUCGGUUUCUUUGAGAAGCACCGCGCGCUCUUCGAGUACGACAAGUACUUUCCCGGGCGGGACCCAUGCACGUCGUCGUCGGCGUCAGGGCUCUUGCUUGCAUACACCAGCGCACCGUCGUCGUCGUCGUCGUUUGCAGAGGCCAUUGCGGCGCUGAAUGCACCGGCCGCCCCCGGAAUUGCCUUCAAGCCACCUCCACCAGCAGCUACAGCAACGAUAGCGUCGUGGACAAAGCCACUGGCGGCAUCCAGACCGAUUGCGCGACUGUAUGAGCCCCGACCGCUCGGGGGUGCCAAGGAGAGCACCUUCCCACCACCGCUUGCGCAGCAGCCAGUAGCACCAGUGUCGCUACCACUGCAGCCGGCGGCACCGCUGCCAUUCCAGCCGACUGUGCCAACGCUGCCACCAAUGACGCUCGUCGCCAAGGCGCACGAGUCGUCCAAGUCCAAUGGACCAGCAAAAGAGCUCUCGCGACAAGCGUCGUCGUCCAAUGCGUUGCAGAGAGGACCGCAACUGCUCGACAGCUCCGUGCGAGCCUACACGCGCAAGGUCGACGUGGCGCAGAAGAUCGAGAUGCUCGUGGGCCCCAAAUUCGGUCGCGUGUUUGGCCCGAGCAGCAACCUCCCACUGGGCGUCAAGCGGCGGCUCGAGGCGUAUGCUAGAUUGGACCAGCGCAAAGAAGCCUUGUACCAGCUUCUUUUGAGCGAACAGCACGCGCUCGAAGCCCUUCGCAGCACUCGAAACACCUAA